AAAAGCCACUUUCUCUCUCUGAUUAUUCUUAGAAGACUCUUGCACUUCGGGAAACAAACAACACAUGAAAGACAGCUCCAUUUUAUUUUUCUUUUUUACACUAUUUUCCACUUCCAUAUUUUCAGAUCAGACUUUGAAUACAUUAAAUUAACUUACGCUCCUUAAUCUUUCACGAUCCUUAGAUCAUACAACAACAAGACAAAAUUUUUAUUAAAAAGAUUCAGAAACAAACAAUUAAAAAAAAAACACAAAACCUUUGACUUUUCACCCAAAAUCAUGAAAUUGAGAUCAAAACAGCAAACCCCAUUUGAAUUCUUGAGUGUAUGAUGGAGAAAAAAGCAAUCUUGGUUCUUUUGGUGCUGACACUGAGCCUAAUCAGUGGCCAAGAACCAAAAAAGAUUGAAACUUUAAAGGCACCAUAUAGGAUCCACACUUUAUUUUCUGUAGAAUGUCAAAAUUACUUUGAUUGGCAAACUGUAGGACUUAUGCACAGUUAUAGAAAGGCUCAGCAGCCUGGACCAAUUACAAGAUUAUUGAGUUGUACUGAUGAAGAGAGGAAGAAUUAUAGAGGAAUGGAGUUGGCUCCCACUUUUGAGGUUCCUUCUAUGAGCAGACAUCCCAAAACUGGUGAUUGGUAUCCAGCAAUAAACAAACCAGCUGGAGUUGUUCACUGGCUUAAAUACAGCAAAGAGGCACAAAAUGUUGAUUGGGUUGUCAUACUGGACGCAGACAUGAUUAUUCGAGGUCCAAUUGUACCAUGGGAGAUUGGGGCAGAGAAAGGGAGGCCUGUUUCGGCGUAUUAUGGGUAUUUAAUUGGAUGCGAUAAUGUUCUUGCGAAGCUGCAUACAAAGCAUCCCGAACUUUGUGACAAGGUUGGUGGGCUAUUAGCUAUGCAUAUAGAUGAUCUUCGAGCUUUGGCACCACUAUGGCUUUCGAAGACUGAAGAAGUACGAGAGGACAGAGCUCAUUGGGCAACUAAUUAUACUGGUGAUAUCUAUGGAACAGGGUGGAUCAGUGAGAUGUAUGGAUAUUCAUUUGGUGCUGCGGAGGUAGGACUCCGGCAUAAGAUUAAUGAUAACCUGAUGAUAUAUCCUGGAUAUAUUCCACGAGAGGGUGUUGAACCUAUUCUUAUGCACUAUGGCUUGCCUUUUAAUGUCGGAAACUGGUCAUUCAGUAAACUAGAACAUCACGAUGAUGACAUUGUCUAUAAUUGCAGUCGGCUCUUCCCUGAACCUCCUUAUCCCCGAGAGAUAACGCAGAUGGAACCGGAUCGUAACAAAAGGAGGGCGCUGUUUCUGAAUAUAGAGUGCAUUAAUACCUUGAAUGAGGGCCUUUUGUUACAGCAUGCCGCCUUUGGAUGCCCUAAGCCAAAGUGGUCAAAGUAUCUAAGCUUCUUAAAGAGCAAAACAUUCGCUGAACUAAGUCGGCCAAAACCUUUGACUUCCCAAAGUCGGCAGAUGAUGGAGGUUGAAGUUCAUAAAGAAGUUGAUAAUGCGCCUGAAAAGCCACAUCCAAAAAUUCACACCAUUUUCUCUACAGAAUGUUCACCUUACUUUGAUUGGCAGACAGUGGGGCUUGUCCACAGUUUUUACAAGAGCGGUCAGCCAGGGAAUAUUACGAGGCUUCUAAGCUGUACAGAGGAAGACUUAAAGCAAUACAAAGGCCAUGAUCUAGCUCCCACCCACUAUGUCCCAUCCAUGAGCCGACAUCCAUUAACUGGAGACUGGUAUCCGGCAAUCAACAAACCAGCCGCAGUUCUUCAUUGGAUGAAUCAUGUGAAGACAGAUGCUGAAUACAUUGUGAUUCUAGAUGCCGACAUGAUUAUGAGAGGACCAAUAACACCAUGGGAAUUCAAUGCAUCUCGCGGCCAUCCAGUUUCAACUCUCUAUGACUACCUUAUUGGCUGUGACAACAUACUUGCAAAACUCCACACUCGCCAUCCUGAAGCUUGUGACAAGGUUGGGGGUGUGAUCAUAAUGCAUGUAGAUGAUUUACGUAAAUUUGCGCUGCAGUGGCUGCACAAAACAGUGGAGGUCCGACUCGAUAGAUCUCAUUGGUCCAAGAACAUAACAGGAGAUGUCUAUGAAGCUGGGUGGAUUAGUGAGAUGUAUGGUUACUCUUUUGGUGCUGCAGAGUUGAAUUUGCGGCACGUCAUAAGCGACGAGAUUUUGAUAUACCCGGGAUAUGUUCCUGCUCCUGGUGUGAACUACAGAGUUUUCCACUAUGGCUUGGAAUAUAGGGUUGGUAACUGGAGUUUCGACAAAGCAAACUGGAGACACGUUGACUUGGUUAACAAAUGCUGGGCUAAGUUUCCCAGUCCUCCUGAUCCAUCGUCACUUGAUCAAAGUGAUAAUAAUUCCCUGCAGCGCGACUUGCUUAGCAUAGAAUGUGCAACGACAUUGAAUGAAGCUCUUCGUAUACACCACGAGAGAAGAAAAUGCCCCGAUCCUAACUCUAUUUCCACUACCAAUCAGGACACAACCAAUGAAACUAGAACCAAUGAUGAUGCAAGUAGAACCAAUGCUGAAACUAGAACCAAUGAUGAUGAAACUAGAACAGAUGCUGAAACUAGAACCAAUGAUGAAACUAGAACCGACGCUGAAACUAGAACCAGUGCUGAAGCUAGAAUGGCUGUUGAAACUACUACUUCAAGAAAGUUCGGAAAAGUUGACAACGACGUUCGGGGCUUGAGGCAUGAUGAUGUGCCCAAAAAUAAUUCUCAGCAAUCUUCCCAGCCUGACACGUCAAACGGGACGUUCAGUUCCAUGAGAUUUUGGAUCAUGGCAUUGUGGGCGGUUUCAAUCUUCGCCUUCUUGGGCGUCAUGUCAGUCAUGCUUAAAGGCCGUAAGGGAUUGAAAAAGAGAGGUAAAGGUUACAAGUCUAAGAGAAGAACUUCGUAUUCUGGUUUCUGGGAUACGAAUGGACAGGAUAAUAGGCAUAUACGCAAUGCUGAAACAGCAUAGUAAGAACAUGGUCAUUCACGGACAAAGGUCCGUGAAGUUAUCGCUUAGCUGAGACGAAAACGUUUCUUUUGUUCGAGUUAGCAAUUGAGUCAUCUGCAUUGCUGGAUGGAAGAUGUUUUGUGAUGCUCAAUUGAUUGAUUAUUGUCUUUGGUUCAACAUAACAUGAAGCUGGUAGUUUGCAACAAAUGCAUACUAGGACCAUUGCUAGGGACAAACAGAAGGUAGGUAUAACUUCAGAAACAAAGUUUUCUUAGUCUUGCUGUUGUUUUUUUCUUUUUCAGAAAAAAAGGAUAGUUAAGUUUCUUUUUUAUUUAAAAUAAUUACAAUAUUCUUUUAUAUUGUAAUUUCUGCACCUGUAAGUUUCACAUCACAAGUAUAAUAAGUUUCAUUUCAGGUUGUGUUGUUUCACAAGUAAUGAGGUUUAUCAAAAGGGAACUACUUUUGUUCUG
Nicotiana attenuata is the source of this 3412-nucleotide messenger RNA. Its product is annotated as peptidyl serine alpha-galactosyltransferase. Bases 324 to 2963 code for a protein of 879 amino acids. Lineage: Eukaryota; Viridiplantae; Streptophyta; Magnoliopsida; Solanales; Solanaceae. The transcript has 8 exons. Gene Ontology annotation, molecular function: glycosyltransferase activity. The record is from RefSeq and is a predicted model, not a curated record.